Molecule: messenger RNA, 4568 nt
Organism: Oncorhynchus kisutch (coho salmon)
Lineage: Eukaryota; Metazoa; Chordata; Actinopteri; Salmoniformes; Salmonidae
Product: inhibitor of nuclear factor kappa-B kinase subunit alpha
Exons: 22
Coding region: 478-2763 (761 amino acids)
Biological process (GO): tumor necrosis factor-mediated signaling pathway; positive regulation of transcription by RNA polymerase II; peptidyl-serine phosphorylation
Cellular component (GO): IkappaB kinase complex; cytoplasm
Molecular function (GO): IkappaB kinase activity; ATP binding
Source: RefSeq, a predicted model, not a curated record
ACCCCCAUAUCAUUUUUUUUCUCCUCAGAAAAGCAGCCGGGUUUUUUGGCGACGUCACAUCUAGGAAAGUACACAUUCCUGUCAUAGUGCAUUACUCGAACACAAGAAGAUCUUUCUUUUUAUGAAAAAACGGCAGCUGACUGUCUUAUGAAAUAUCGUAAUAAUUAGCUAUUAUUACACCAAGAUUUCUGUAAUAACCAGCUACAUUCUUUUUUUUUUCAAGCAAAUAGCUGGCUGUCCAACGAGCUAACUGUGCUAUCUAACGUUAGCUAGCUAUGUUUACUUUCGUCUUCAAGCUUCGUUGAUCAGUCACGGGUGCAACAACCCUGCAAGGGAAACAUGGGCGAUUGUGAAGUUUAAACGUUUAUCUUUAUAUUGCCCAUUGAUCAAUUUUGUUUACGGACAUCAGACAGGGGAGCUAAAUUAAUAGCUAAGGUUAGUUAGCAACGCUAGCUGACUAGCAACACUAACGAAGCAAUGGAUAAGCCUCCUUUCAGACAAAACCAAAACUGCGGGAACUGGGAAUUGAAAGAGAGAUUGGGCAUGGGCGGUUUUGCCCAUGUCUACCUGUAUCAACAUCAUGACACAUCAGAAAAAAUUGCGGUGAAAAUGUGUCGCCUGGAGUUGACAGCAAGAAACAAAGACAGAUGGAGCAGAGAGAUCCAGAUCAUGAAAAAGUUGAGUAAUCUCAAUGUAGUGACAGCCAGAGACGUGCCAGAGGAGAUGAAGCACAUUGCCUUAAACGAUCUUCCACUGCUGGCCAUGGAGUACUGUUCCAAGGGAGACCUCAGAAAGAUGCUGAGCAAGCCUGAAAAUUGCUGUGGACUGAAAGAAAGUGAAGUACUUUCCCUGCUCAAUGAUGUUGGUUCAGGCAUCCAGUAUUUGCAUGAAAACAAGAUCAUACACAGAGACCUUAAACCAGAAAACAUAGUGCUCCAGGAAGUCAAUGGAAAGUUGGUUCACAAAAUUAUAGACUUGGGCUAUGCCAAAGACUUGGACCAGGGGAGUCUGUGCACUUCAUUUGUGGGAACACUGCAAUACCUGGCCCCUGAAUUAUUUGAGAAUAAGCCUUACACUGUCACAGUGGACUACUGGAGUUUUGGCACAAUGAUAUUUGAAUGCAGUUGUGGGUUCCGGCCUUUUCUGCACAAUCUUCAGCCUGUCCAGUGGGCCAGCAAAGUGCGGAACAAAGGUCCCAAAGACAUCAUGGCUGUGGAGGAAUUGAAUGGGGAAGUCAGAUUCUCCACACAUUUACCAUACCCCAACAAUCUGAGCAGGACACUCCUGGAGCCCAUGGAGAUGCUGCUGCAGCUGAUGCUGAAAUGGGACCCUGUCCAGAGAGGAGGCAAGACUAACGCUGACAGCAAGAAACCCCUGUGCUUUGAAGUGUUGGAACAGAUAUUAUGCAUGAGGGUUGUCCACAUCCUGAACAUGACCACGGCCCAGGUCCACUCAUUCCAGCUGGCCCCAGAUGAGAGCCUCCAUAGCCUGCAGCGCCGCAUCGAGACUGAGACCAAGAUCGAGUUGGUCAACCAGGAGCUGCUGCAGGAGACAGGGGUGUCGCUGGACCCCAGGAAGCCCGCAGCCCAGUGUGUCCUCGAGGGGGUGCGAGGCUGGGACAGUUACAUAAUCUAUUUGUUUGACAAGAGUCUCACCAAGUACUCUGGUCCCUUCAGUGCUAGACAGCUGCCUGAUAAAGUCAACACUAUUGUGCGGGAGGCUAAGUCCCAGCUGCCCCUGGUGGUGCUGAAGAAGGUGUGGGGCGAGGCGGUGAGCUACAUCUGUGGAUUGAAGGACGACUACAGUAGACUGUUCCAGGGCCAGAGAGCUGCCAUGCUGAGCCUCCUGCGCUACAACACCAACCUGACCCGGUGCAAGAACGGCAUGUUUGCCUUCUCCCAGCAGCUGAAGGCCAAGCUGGACUUCUUCAAGAGCAGUAUCCAGUACGACCUGGAGAAGUACAGCGAUCAGAUGCACUAUGGGAUCUCCUCUGAGAAGAUGCUGAAAGCUUGGCAGGAGAAUGAGGAGAAGGCGGCUGCAUAUGCACAGGUGGCCGAGGUGAGCCACCUGGACGAGGAAAUCAUGUCGUUACACUCAGAGAUCGUGGAGCUGCAGAGGAGUCCCUACGCUCGUCGCCAAGGAGACAUCAUGGAGCAGCUGGAGGACAAGGCGAUUGAACUCUACAAACAACUAAAAAUGAAAUGCCGAACACCUGACCCUGGUGUGAGCAGUGACAGCUCAGAGAUGGUUAAAGCCAUUAUACAGACUGUCCAGAACCAGGACAAGGUCCUGAGAGACCUCUACACACACCUCAGUAAGAUCUUAUUGAGCAAGCAGAAGAUCAUUGACCUGUUCCCGCGCAUCGAGAAGACACUGGAGAACAUCAAGGAUGCCGACAACACCGUGAUGCAGAUGCAGAUUAAGAGACAGAGAGAGUUCUGGCACCUAUUGAAGAUUGCCUGUGCUCAGAAUUCUGCAAGGAACUCGAUAGCAGCCAGCCCAGAGUCGUCCAACCCUCUGCAGGUGUCCCAGUGGGCCCAGUCUGCCCAGCCCAUCAGCUCCCCUCACCCACUCACCUCCCUACCUGGACCCAAUGACAGUGAUGCUGCCCCACGACUGCUUCAGGAGAACCAGAAGUACCUCAGUCAGCUGACCAGCCUGAUGCAAGAAGCUGCUGACGAGCAGUCCAAAAGCGUAGUGGACCAAGAUUGGAGCUGGACUAAAUAUGAAACGUCUACAAAACUGCAAAAACGAAAUGUGUGAAUUCGUCAACCACAGGAGACUGCUGAGGGGAGGAUGGAUCAUAAUAAUGGCUGGAAUAGAGUGUAUGGAAUGGCAUCAAACACAUGGAAACCAUGUGUUGAAUACCAUUCCAUUCAUGCUGUUCCAGCCUUUUAUAUGAGCCCGCCCUCCCCAAUUCAGGUGCCACCGGCUGUCUCUGAUGUCAACAACAAACAAGGCAUUGUCUAGCUAAUCCCUGCCUGCUCUCCAACCAAGUAACACUAAGGACUGAAUGUCGUUAACAAAAUGGAGUCACGGUUAUGUUGUACAUUGUGAUGUGUGGUCAUCCACUUUAACGACUAGCCGGAGGCCCCCCCCCCAAAAAAAUGGCUGAUAAAAAAUACACAUGCUCAAUGACUCACUUCUCCAUUUUCUCAGCUAUUUGGUGGGAAAGGUAGAUAAUGUAGCAUGGCUAUUAUAUGAACAAAAAAACUGAUUAUCUGAACACAAGACGUCAGUCGUCCUUUGCUCUUCAAGCAAAUGUCACCUUUUCCUCACUGAUUAUUGUGCAAAUCUAAGUACCACUAUUCAUCAAAAUCCACAUUUUACUAUUAAUAUCAUAUCAAAGUAUCUAAACUGUUAAAUCAGGCGAACUGUAGCAUCUGAUUGUGAGUGAAAGUUUUGUAAUGACGGAGUAUAGCUACAGUGUGUUUGGGCUAUGGAAAUGGGACUGAUAAGAAAGCUUGAUAUGCAUGCACAUUUGUAUUGAGCCUCAUCAUGUCUCCUGAUGUGACUCAACACAAGGAAAACCACAAAAGAUGGAGGUGGUAAAAGGAAAUUACAAUCAAGCAACAGCACUUUGACACUCCCAAGUAUCCUUGUUCCCUUCUAUACAGAGGAAGUAGUCAGACAUCUGGGGGAUGGAUGCCCUCUAGAAUCCUGUUUAUGAGUCUGCUCUAGUGACACAGCUCUCGUUUCAAUCAUCCAAUGGGACAGGAAAUGUAUAAACUGUAUUUCAAAUAAAGUCAUGCAUCGAUCAAGGGGAUAGGGUUUUGAUCAUGUGUGAAUCUUAUUUUGAUUUAAGAAAAGUAUUCUAUCAUGACUACACUCUUUCCAUAGAAGGGGGGGAAAUAUGGAAAUCCCAUAGUUACUUUGUGACAAAGGAUGCUGGUCUGUUUCAUAUGUUGGAAUUGUUGAUAUGUUUAAACCUGAAAAAUGGAAUACAUACAAGUUAAAUUCAGUUUUUUGUGUGCAUUCUUUUCACUGGAUGCUCAAUGUAUGGAAACAAAUGGCGGGACAUGGUAAAUUAUUGAAUGUACUGUAGUUACAACCCUUGAGGUGUAACUUAAGUGUUGACUGUAACAAAGAUAAAGUGGAUGCUAAUGCUCCAGAAAGAUGUAUUUAUGUAGUUAAGUGCAAUGGACAACAUUUAUUUUUAGUAGUUAAGUGAUAUCAGUUUCCUUCAUUAAGGUUUGUUUCCAUCUGAUGGUUUUAACCAGUCUGAAUGUUUACUUUCUAGCAAUUGUAUAGAUUAACAUUUUCUUGGUAUUACAAUAAAAAAUGACUUUGCAUGAAUUUGUAUUCCUUACAUUGGUUCUGAAGAUGCUCUUUAACUGUAUCAAAGCAGUCCCCUGGCUGCUGUGGAUUGAGAAAAUGUAGCCCUACUUUACUAUGUUUGUGGUACUUGCUAUUUCUGCCAGUGGUGGUUACUAUGCCCAUAUUUCUGCUUUACCAAAUUCCAAAGGUUGAUUUUAAUAUGCUUGCUGAAGCUUGAGGAAUGUGUGUAAAGAAGAAACCUGUCCGCAAACAAACAAGCUGUGUCUUUGGUUUACUGUGGUUACAUGAUU